Molecule: messenger RNA, 4044 nt
Organism: Geodia barretti
Lineage: Eukaryota; Metazoa; Porifera; Demospongiae; Tetractinellida; Geodiidae
Source: the annotation of a GenBank genome assembly
CUCUAAAUAACGCGCAUCUUUUCUCUUGCGAUGUCUGCAGCUGGACGAUCCGUCUCUUUUCUGCUCUCGUUCUGUGGAAAGCGGAACGUGCAACCUCACUACGAGUACGAGGAGGAUGACGGCGAGUUCUACUGCGAGCUGCGCGUGCCCGGUGUCGAGUUCAUGGGGUGCGGAGAGGCUGGGAGCGAGGAAGGAUCGCAGGAGAAAGCGGCGGAGAUGUUCUGUAACCUCCUCCUUGAAAAGGGGAUCAUUGACAGGAGAGAGCUUGCAGGCGGAGGGGGCCAAAAUUUAGUUCACAGCCGAACCCCUGUAUUGGGGGUUCAGUUGCCCAGACCUCCUGUCCCUCUUCGACCCCCUCCACAAGCCACCCACUACAAUAACCCCACCAACUUCCAACAACGUCCACGUGGAUUCACUCCACCUCACCAGUUUGGUGGAGUCCGCCCCUCUCUCCCUCCUCCCCCCAUGGCCGCUCGUCCGGGCCCCUCCCCUUCCUCCACUGGCUUAACUCUCGUCUCUGACUAUGGAGUGAAGGUUGUGGACCCUCACGCUCCCGGAGGAGACAAACACUUUGACAGAGCCACCAACAAGAGAAAAUACGAUGAAAUAGCCGGACCCGACUCAGGGCACUUCACUCUAGAUACGGCCAAAUCAAGACUCCACCUCUUCCUACAGCAGACCAGGCAGCCCAAGGACAUGCAGAUCAGACCUGUCGGACCAGAUCAUAACCGGAGUUUUGUGGCCGAAAUGACGAUAUAUAUUCCAAAACUGCAUCAAACAAUCCAUGCAGAGGAACACGCCAGUACCAAGAAGCUCGUCGGAAACGCCCUGGCUCUGAACCUAGUGCGACAGCUCUUCAACCUCGGAGCCAUUGACGCAGCCAGAGCCCCAGGGACCAAGAAACCAGCAGACGUAGUUGAUCCAAAGGAAGUAAAUCUGAGUCCAGAACUGGUAGAUAUGCUGCGAAGGCUGCUGGCAGACCUCAACAUUACUCCCAUGCCAGAGGUGACAGGAGAUGAGUCCAGGCCAGUCUCGGUUCUCCAGCCACUCCCCAAACCAAACUCCGCCGCAGCGGGGGAGGUGAGGGAGGGGGACGGUGUAGUCAGUUGGAAACCUCCCCACAUUGAUUGGAACCCUUGGACCAACCGCAGCACAUACCUCGAGGGUUCCCCCUAUGCCCAGCUGGAACCAGGUGAGCGAGCUGCUCGGUACUCUCACGAUCUGGCUCAGGAGAUGAGCAGCAGGAAGGGCAGCGAGUUUGCCGUUCAAAAGAGUCUCCAGGAGCGGCAGUCCCUCCCCAUAUCCUCCAUGGCAGAGGCGAUAGUCUCUGCGGUACAGACCCACCAGGUGGUCGUCAUCCGAGGUAGCACUGGCUGCGGGAAGACGACGCAGGUACCCGCAGUAUAUCCUGGAUAGCAUGGUCGCCAGUGGCAACGGAGCUCACUGCAACAUUGUCAUCACACAGCCUCGUCGUAUCAGUGCAGUGUCAGUGGCAGAGAGGGUGGCCCAGGAGAGGUGCGAGGAUCUGGGGUACUCCACUGGCUACAGCGUACGGUUCGAGUCAUUUCUCCCUCGUCACUACGCCUCUCUCCUCUUCUGCACCGUCGGUGUUUUACUGCGUAAACUGGAGUCUGGACUGAUCGGCAUUUCUCACGUAAUCGUGGACGAAAUCCACGAACGGGACAUGAACGUCCACGUUGAUUUGUAUUUCUGGAGACUCCAGUGAGGAAAGGACUGACUUCAUUCUGGUAGUUCUUCGUGAAAUGAUUCGUGUGUACCCUGACCUCCGAGUCAUCCUGAUGUCCGCGACAAUAGACACCUCCCUCUUCUCCCGUUACUAUGGCGACUGCCCCAUUAUCGAGGUGGAGGGAAAGACGUUCCGUGUCCAAGAGUAUUUUCUGGAGGACGCCAUUCAGAUGGUGAGUUUCACUCCGCCUCCCAUUGACCGGAAGAAGAAGAAGAGUAGCGGCGGAGGUGAAGCUGAAGAGGAGGAGGAAGAGGAGAACCUGAACCUGGUGUGUGAUACCAGUGUCUACAGUCACCACACCCAGCACGCCAUGGCCCAGCUGAAUGAGGGAGACAUCUCCUUUGAACUGAUCGAGGCCCUCUUGCUCUACUUCCAGAGCCUCCAGACCCCGGGAGCCGUCCUCAUCUUCCUCCCUGGUUGGAACACCAUCUUUGCUCUCCACAGACACCUCAGUGCCCACAGAGUGUUUGGGUCUCCUGCGUACGUACUGCUGCCGUGUCAUUCCCAGAUACCGCGUGAGGACCAGAGGAGAGUUUUCAUGCCAGUACCACAAGGGGUCACAAAGGUAAUUAUUGCCACUAAUAUAGCAGAGAGCAGUAUCACUAUUGAUGACGUCAUCUAUGUUAUUGACUGCGCCAAAGCUAAGAUAAAACUGUUCACGUCCCACAAUAACAUGACGCACUAUGCGACGGUGUGGGCUUCUCGUACGAACCUUGAGCAGAGGUGUGGUCGUGCCGGUCGCGUCAGGCCUGGCUACUGCUUCCAUCUCUGCAGCCGAGCCAGAUACCACAGGUUAGACCGUUUCCACGGUUGCUCUUCUUGAUUCUCUUCGUUUCUUUAUUGCCCAUCUCUCUUAUCUCUCUCUCUCUCUGUAGCCAAGGUAGAUAAGAUUAGAUUCCAUGGCUGUUCUUCUUCAUUUCUCUCUCUUGCUUGCCUCUAUUCUUCUCUUUUUCUUUCCUUGUUUUAGCUAGCCUGGAAACUCUGUCUGUCUUACACCACCCCCACCCAGGAUGCCGCAGCACAUAACUCCAGAGAUGUUGAGGACUCCUCUCCACGAGAUAGCUCUGACCAUCAAGCUCCUCCGAUUGGGAGAGGUCCCCUCGUUCCUCAGCAAGGCCCUGGAACCUCCUUCUCCCACUGCUGUCACUGAGGCCAUGGUCCUUCUCCAUGAGAUGGAGGCAAUGGAUGUGGCUGACCAGCUCACUCCUCUGGGGACCAUUCUAGCCAGACUCCCCAUUGAGCCACGCAUGGGCCGAAUGAUGGUCCUCGGAGCUGGCUUUGGCCAUAAGAAAGACUUCGCAGAGACUCGCUCUUCCGAUGUCUCCUCCGUCUUCCUCUCUUCCACCCCUCACUUUCUCUCUGUUAAACUCUUAUUGUUGCACAACUUUCAUAAAACUGCAAUGUCGGUGACGCCAUGUGUACCAUCGCAGCAUGCACCAAGUUUCCCCGAGCCGUUCGUCUCACCUCCUGGAUUCAAGCGACUCCCUUUCUCCCACAAGAGGUUUGCAGGUCACCGUGCCAGCGACCAUCUCGCCAUGCUCAACGCCUUCUACCAGUGGGAGAGAACCAGGGCUGAUGGGGAGGAUGCUGAGCUGUCUUUCUGCCAGUCCAACCAGUUGGCACACACCUCACUGCGAAUGGCUGCCGAAGCUAGGGAGCAGUUGAAAGGCCUUCUCGUGUUCUCCGGGUUUCCAGAAGAGUGUUUUGUUCCAUACCACUGCCGAGUCACUGGUCCAGAUGAGAGAUCUGACAUGAUAGUGGCACUGCUCUGCGCGGGAUUGUAUCCCAACGUCUGUUUCCACAAGGAGAAGAGGAGAGUUCUAACAGCCGAGGGGAAGUCAGCUCUCAUCCACAAGUCUUCAGUCAACCUCAUCAACAAAGACCCCAAAUUUCCCUCUCCUUACUUCAUCUUCGGAGAAAAGCUGAAGACAAGAGCGGUAGCGGCAAAGACCACGACAAUGGUAGAACCAGUUCAUCUCCUCCUCUUCGGCUCCAGCUCUGUCGUCUCCCAUGGCAACAAUCUCGUCAAACUGGACGAGUGGAUACCGUUGAUGAUGUCACAUGAAUCGGCCGCUCUGAUUGGUGGACUACGUCAGGCCGUGGACGACAUGAUAGUCCGCAUAGCGACAAACCCCGCCCAAGUAACGAACCCUUUGCCCCUGGACUCGGCCAUCAUACAAGCUGUUCAGGCCCUCGUUUCAUCAAAAGCCACACCCCCUACGCUUCCUGAGGAACCCUCCCACGGGUGAGUUAAAUUUCCCAUUCUCUGAACCCUCGAAAUAAAAUUUCUGCCCCCC